AUGAAAGAUAUCGUCAAUCUAAGAAUAGAUUUAAUAUCUGAUUGUCGACAAAUGGCCAUAAUAUUCAUGAAAAAUUUUCCUAAUCUUGACAAUUCUCAGAUGUUUAAAUUCAUUUGUAACGUUGUAAUCAAUAAUCUGCAUCUAACACAGCACGAAAAGAAUUAUUUAAUUUUUGAUCUAAUUAUAACAAGAGAUUCACAAAAUAUUAUAGAAGAAAUUGGAGAAAGACGAUUAUGUAAAUAUUGCAAUAGCAAAGUUUUAGCUAAUGGUCCAUAUAUAGAAUGGGAUACUGAACAACAAAUACUAAAGAGAGGUGGUAAAGGAACCUAUAUUCUCAAGAGGUUGAAUAAUUCCAAUAAAGUUAUUGAGAACAUUUCUAUUGAAAAAUAUUCACAAUCUCUUAUAAGAUGUUAUGGAUUCACUAAAGAUCCAACCACUCGAAAUUAUAUGCUUGUUCUUCAACAUAUGGACAGUAAUUUACGUGAUUAUCUUACAAAGAAACCAGAUUUGCCAUGGAAAAUUAUAUUUAAAAUAGUCAGAAAUAUCUCUAAUGGCAUAAGAAAAUUACAUAAACUUUCAAAUUCUGCACAUAAAAAUUUGCAUCCAAGAAAUAUCCUAGUUGAUGAGGCCAAGUUUCAUUUUGAUGAAUUUGCUAGUGAUAUAAUUAAUGGAUUGCGACCAAAGGUUGUUGAUGGAACUCCACUUGAUUACACUGCUUUAAUGGUUAAAUGUUGGGAUGCGAUUCCUGAAAAUAGGCCUGAUGCUAAUAUUGUUAUGAAAGAAAUGGAGUCAUUACUUAGAAAUAUUUAUGAAAAUGAUGAUAUAAAUCGAGAAUUAAAACCUAUUCCACUUAACAUUGACACUAAGAUGCCAGUGAAAAAUCUUAUUAAAUGUCUUGUAAGAAAAUUCAACCGACUCGGUUGCCUGUGCAAAAAGUGA
This is a messenger RNA of Dentiscutata erythropus, 939 nucleotides long. Lineage: Eukaryota; Fungi; Glomeromycota; Glomeromycetes; Diversisporales; Gigasporaceae. The record is from the annotation of a GenBank genome assembly.